AUGGCGCCGGCAGCGACGUUUACCCUCACGCCGACGGCCAACCAGACCGUCCCAAGCGCCCUGGCGCCAAUGGCAUUUCUCGAACCCGCAAUAGCCAUCCAGGUGAUGAACGGGACAUAUAUGCACAUGGGAGUUUUAGCAGUAAUGAUUUGGGAUUUGCUCCAUAAUGCAUGGAACGACUACAUUCUGAGCACAAAGCAUCGAUUCCGCCUCGCCACGGGGGUGUAUUUCUUUUCGAGGCUCACUGUCCUCGUGUAUGCCCUGGGGCGAGCCGUAUUACUCACCCUGCCAAUCGAAAAUUGCCGCGGUCUAGAGCUUGCUAUCGCGUCCUUCCUUACAAUCACUCUCUGCCUCAACACCUUCCUAUUCUACGUCCGCAUCUGUGCCGUCUUCUUCAACUACACCUCCAUCGUUAUCUCCUUCGGCCUCUUUUGGUCUGCCACGAUCGGCAUGGCAUGCAUUGUCCCAACCUCGAUGAGCGCUUCUCAUAUCGGGCCGACGCGCUACUGCUUAGAGCAGAUGCGGACUCACCACCUGGUCCCGACGUAUAUUGUGUUUUUCUUGUUCGACACACUCGUGUUUGUGGGAACAUCAUAUCGCUUUUACGUGCUGUUUCGCCACGAAGAGGAGGAGGGCUCGAUAAAAAGAGAACUGAGGAUUGUUUUCCUCGGAGCGUCAAUGCCUGCGUUCUCGAAGGCGAUGCUGCACGAGAACCAGCUGUAUUAUCUGGGAGUCCCACUAGUCAAACUCGGCAUCAUCAUCGGUGCACUCUGCUUCAAGGACGGAACGCCAGGCCUCGUCUUCGUCUCAAACCUCGUGCCGGUGCAUGUCGUGCUCGCGAACGUGGUCACUUGCCGCGUGUUCAGAAACACCAAGCUAGGGCUCGUACGUGAGCCGAUGAACUCCGAUGUCUUCAUGCAGACCUCGAAAGGAAGCUGGCAUGUAGCGGAGGCGGGAUCUAGGGAGACCGUAGAGAAGGAGGGUGUGGAUGGGUGUAUAAAGCCCGUCGACCUGCUGACAGUUCGCAAGGAAAUCGCAACAAUCACUGUGACAUGUUGA
Messenger RNA from Cyclocybe aegerita, 1059 nucleotides. The record is from the annotation of a GenBank genome assembly. NCBI's taxonomy places the organism in Eukaryota, Fungi, Basidiomycota, Agaricomycetes, Agaricales, Hemipholiotaceae.